Meyerozyma guilliermondii ATCC 6260 is the source of this 3912-nucleotide messenger RNA. RefSeq names its product DNA-directed RNA polymerase (gene RPO41). Gene Ontology annotation, cellular component: mitochondrial DNA-directed RNA polymerase complex. The coding region runs from base 1 to 3912 and encodes 1303 amino acids. The record is from RefSeq and is a predicted model, not a curated record. Gene Ontology annotation, biological process: mitochondrial transcription. NCBI's taxonomy places the organism in Eukaryota, Fungi, Ascomycota, Pichiomycetes, Serinales, Debaryomycetaceae. The transcript has a single exon. Gene Ontology annotation, molecular function: DNA-directed RNA polymerase activity; mitochondrial promoter sequence-specific DNA binding.
AUGUUACGUGGCAUGCAUCGACAUAGCAUCGCCUUGAGACGUGGACUAACAAGGAAUCUCCACAAAUCAAACGGAGGUCUCAAGUCUCCAUCUGUUGCAUCAACCACAGUUCAUAAAUCUGAUCGGUUUGGCAUUUAUGACUCUGUUCUAGAAGACCUUAAAAACAAAAAAGAUUUGCCUAAUAGAAACGGAGUGCACAACAAGGCAUUUUCAAACAUCAAUUCAAAGACUCUUGACAACAUUUCCGAAAAAGAACGUCAAUCUGUGGCUUGGUCAUCUCGCUACGAUCCAGUGUCUCGUUCUCCUUUCGCCAAGGACAUUGUUCAUUUACAAUCACUUCUUGAUGCCUUGCUAGCAAGCAAAAACUUUGACAGAGCCGAUAAAAUCCUUAAAGCAAUCUACCCCAUUUCGCCGUCACUGGAUGAUUUCUUGUUCUCUCUCAAUCGAUACUUGGAAGGCUUGGCACAAGAAGACAUUACGAUAUCUGAAUUGGAAUCUUAUCUUGAAGAAACCACUACGAGAUUUCCCCAUGUCCAGCCGAACGAUAGAACAUAUGCUAUUCUUUUAUCAAAGCUGAUGCUGAACGAAGAUAAAUUUUCACAUUAUUUAGCCAGAGCUAAGAGUGCUCGUGUGUUGCGCAAAGUUUUCAACCACUUGGACAUUCUAGGCGUAGAUGGACUCACCAAGAUAUUCAACCAAGACUCGAUCCUGGAACAUGAUGUUCCGUCUGAUUUACGUCCAUUGUUUCACCAAGCCAAUGCCUCAAAGGAAGACCCCGAUUUACUGAGUGUUAAUACUCCAGAAUACUUCAAAAACAGUGAACAGGUUGUACCUGUGGUAGACAAGGAUGCCGCCGUUUUGCGUGCUGUUGACUCUUUUGGGCUCAAAGUUAUCAGGCACACAUUACUUGGUCUCCAGGCUGAAAACAAUAGUCCUGUCUUGGAAGAAUUCAUCAGCGAUAUCGAGCUGGAAUUGGGCGUCAAUGUUCUUCACAAUGUCAAGGGUCACAAAAAGGACUACUUUGCAGUAUACCGAAGCUUGAAGUCUGACGAACAGCGUCAAAAGUUCAAUGAAGCACUCGAUUUAUUUAACGAAAGUCGUCAAAGACAGUUGGAAUUGCGAGGUGUGGAUGGAGCCAGAGAGAAAUGGAAACAUGAGUAUGAGGAAAUGCAGAAAAGAGGUGCGUUUGCCAUCCACAAAAACCUCAAUGUUCAAUUGUUCAAAUGGUACUCUGAUAUGCUUCCCUAUGUCGAGAAAGAAGCGAAAAUUUGCAGAAAGAUAGUCGCGGGUGAACUAGAUGUGAAAGACUGUAAACCUGAGGAGGCUGCUCAGAUGAAAGAAAGAUCAUAUUACGCACCAUACAUGAUUUUGGUUCCACCAAAGAAAAUGGCCGUGAUCACUAUUUUGGAGUUGUUGAAAUUAAAUUCCACUGGAGGUAUCGUGGACGGAAUGAGAACUGCUCGUGCGGUUAUUUCCGUGGGGAAAGCUCUUGAGCUCGAAUAUAAGUCACAAAACUUGGUUGAAGCCGAAAGGAGGUCGCUUUCCAAGAAGCUCAAGACAACGAAUCAAUGGAAAAAGAUCUUGAGAACCAGAAAAGAUUACAGUAAGGAAAAUCCCAACGCAACAAACGAGUGGGACUACCCUAUUUACGCCAAGGUCGGUUCAGUCUUGACCUCAUUAUUGAUGCAUGUGGCGAAAGUUUCAGUUAAAGGAACAGACCCAGUAACUGGAAAACAAGUCAAAACCAUGCAGCCAGCAUUUCACCACACAUACCAGUUUCUUCAAGGACAGCGUCUAGGUGUUUUGAAGGUUCAUAAAUCUCUCAUUCGUCAGCUUGCGGGCAAUGCUUUGAGCAAUGCUGUUCAGCCCCAGUUGCUUCCUAUGCUUGUUCCACCCAGACCAUGGGUGGCUUAUAAUGACGGAGGAUACUUAUUCUCGCAGAACAAUAUCAUCAGAAUUAAGGACUCAGCAGAAACAAACGCCUACUUGAAAGCAGCAUCAGAUAUGGGUAACUUGGACCAGGUGUACGAGGGAUUGAAUGUAUUGGGAGAAACUUGUUGGACCAUCAACCAUGAGGUUUUCGAUGUCAUUUCCCAUUAUUGGAAUUCUGGCGAAAAGUUCUUGGAUAUUCCUUCGAUUGUCGAGGAACUAGACAUACCUCCUCCUCCACCAAUCGAUGCCGAUCCAUUGCAGAAAACAGAUUAUCAAAGAAGACUCAGGCAACUUAUGAAUGAUGCUGCAUCUGCAAGAUCACAGAGAUGUGACACUAACUAUAGGUUAGAGAUUGCUCGAGCCUUUUUGGGUGAAAAGCUCUAUUUUUCACACAAUGUGGAUUUCAGAGGAAGAGCAUAUCCUUUGUCUCCUCACUUUAACCAUCUAGGCAAUGACAUGACAAGAUCAUUGUUCUUAUUCUGGGAUGGGAAAAAGGUAGGUGCCAGAGGUUUAGAAUGGAUCAAGAUCCACUUGGCCAAUUUGUACGGUAUCAAUAAGGCUCCUCUUCACGAGCGUGUUCAGUUUGUGGAUGAUAAUUUGCAUCAUAUAAUCGAAUCUGCAAAGAACCCUCUCGCCGAAGAUGCAUGGUGGAAAAAGGCAGAGAAGCCAUGGCAAGUAUUGGGAGUUUGCUUUGAGUUGAAGCGUGCUUAUGACCUCGAAGAUCCCACUGAACAUAUAUCGCACCUUCCUAUUCAUCAAGACGGUACCUGUAAUGGUCUCCAGCAUUAUGCCGCUCUAGGAGGAGACUUUGAAGGAGCUCGUCAAGUCAAUUUGAUUCCAGCAGACCGUCCUCAAGACGUCUACAGUUUCGUUGCAAGUUUGGUUCAGAAAAGAGUCGACGCAGAGGCAGAAGCAGGUAAUGAAUACGCAUUGUUUCUCCGUGACAAGAUUACACGGAAGGUUGUGAAACAGACUGUGAUGACAAACGUUUAUGGUGUCACUUUUGUCGGUGCCGUUGCGCAAAUUCAAAAGCAAAUUGACCAAUACUUUUCUAAAGAAGACCAAGACAAAGUUGCAGACUAUUCGAGAUAUUUGACCAUGCUUGUGUUUGCUUCCAUGAGAGAGUUAUUCUCGGGAGCUCACUUGAUUCAAGACUGGCUCGGUGAAGCUGCUAAAAGAAUUUCUAAGUCUGUUCGUACAGAUGCAGAGGAAAAUCCCGUUCAAAGCUCAGACAAACCCAGUCAUUUGUCUUCAGUCAUCUGGACGACUCCACUUGGUCUUCCUUGCGUACAACCUUAUCGUGUGACCAAGAAGCAAAUUGUCCACACAAACUUGCAAGAUAUUGUCAUUUCCGAUCCAUUCGGUGCCAGUCAGGUGGAUGCCAGAAAGCAACAAUCUGCCUUUCCUCCUAACUUUGUCCACUCGCUUGACGCUACCCAUAUGCUCAUGACAGCGAGAGCGUGUGGACAGCUGGGAUUGGCUUUCGCUGCAGUUCAUGACUCGUAUUGGACACACGCCUGUGAUGUCGAUACGAUGAACACACACAUUCGUGAACAGUUUGUCGCUUUACAUGGGGAGAAUCUUAUUGUCAAGUUAAGAGACGAAUUCGAGAAGCGGUAUAAAGGGUUUUUGCAGGUAAUAACAAUUCCUGGCAAUCAUGAAGUUGCAAUCAAAAUCAAGGAGGUUCGGAGAGGAAUUGUUAAAGACCUUGGAAGAGCACUAACUGUAGCUGAUGAGAUCUAUUUGGAGAACAAGAGACAACAAUUGUUGGAAUCAGAUGAUCCGCAAAUGGUCGAAGCAGGACGUCAAAUGGUGACAACUGUAAGUGUGACUGAAGGCUAUGACAUGAAUGCAAUUGCGGUUGGAGCCUCCGCCAGUAAGGCUACCCAAGUUCUUGCUCCAUUGACAUUCCCCAGCAUACCACCAAAGGGAGAACUUGAUGUCAAAGCUGUAAUGGACUCUCCUUACUUCUUUUCAUGA